AUGGCAACUGUUGCAGUGCUAGAGGAGGUGCUGGUUUCCAUUGAAAGUGAGCUGCAGGCAGUGGAGAUGCAGAUUCAAGAGCUUGUGGAUAAACAGCAGGAGCUCAUCCAGAAGAAGAUGAGGGUAAAAAGUCUGAUAAAGCAGUCUGCAGGAGACUCGGAGGCAGGUGGAAGUAAGGACACCGAAACCUCAGCCGAAGCAUGGAACAAAAAAGAUUUUCCAUGGUAUGAGAAGAUAAAAACGGCACUGCAGGGCAAGUUUAAACUCCAGAAGUUUAGGUCCUUGCAACUAGAAACAGUAAAUGCUGCAAUGGCGGGAAAGGAUAUAUUUCUCGUCAUGCCUACAGGUGGUGGAAAGAGCCUUUGCUAUCAGUUACCAGCUGUCUGUUCUGAUGGUUUCACACUUGUGGUAUGUCCUUUGAUAUCACUCAUGGAAGAUCAGCUCAUGGUUUUGGAACAGCUUGGUAUUUCUGCAACUUUAUUAAAUGCCUCAAGCAGCAAGGAACACGUGAAGUGGGUUCAUACCGAGAUGCUAAACAGAAAUUCACAGCUGAAGCUCAUUUAUGUGACCCCGGAGAAGAUUGCAAAAAGCAAAAUGUUCAUGUCGAAGCUAGAGAAAGCUUAUCAAGCAGGCUGUCUUGCUCGCAUUGCUGUAGAUGAGGUCCAUUGCUGUAGUCAAUGGGGCCAUGACUUCAGGCCUGACUACAAGUCUCUUGGUAUCUUGAAAAGACAGUUUCCCAAUGCUCCCUUGAUUGGAUUGACAGCAACUGCUACAAAUCAUGUUUUAAAGGAUGCUCAGAAAAUUUUGCACGUUCAGAAGUGCAUUACCUUUACUGCAUCUUUCAACCGGCCCAAUCUUUACUAUGAGGUUCGACAUAAGCCUUCAAAUAAUGAAGAUUUCAUUGAGGAUAUAGUUAAGAUCAUUAAUGGAAGAUACAAAGGACUCUCAGGAAUUGUUUACUGUUUUUCUCAGAAGGAUUCUGAGCAAGUUACUGUGAGUUUGCAGAAACUGGGAAUAAAGGCAGGGACAUACCAUGCAAACAUGGAUGCUAAAUGUAAGACCAAAGUUCAUAAAGGAUGGGCAGCAAAUCAAAUCCAGGUUGUAGUGGCUACUGUUGCUUUUGGCAUGGGAAUUGAUAAACCUGAUGUGAGGUUUGUAAUUCAUCAUUCUAUGAGCAAAUCCAUGGAGAACUACUACCAAGAGAGUGGACGUGCAGGUAGAGAUGACCAAAAAGCUGACUGCAUCUUGUAUUAUGGUUUUGGAGAUAUAUUCAGAAUCAGUUCAAUGGUAGUGAUGGAAAAUGUAGGGCAAGAGAAGCUGUAUGAUAUGGUGUCUUACUGCCAGAGUAUGAACAAAUGUCGCCGGGUCCUUAUAGCCCAUCAUUUUGAUGAAGUUUGGGAUUCUGCAGACUGCAACAGAAUGUGUGAUAACUGCUGUAGAGAGAACU
This is a messenger RNA of Leptosomus discolor (cuckoo roller), 1447 nucleotides long. The record is from RefSeq and is a predicted model, not a curated record. NCBI's taxonomy places the organism in Eukaryota, Metazoa, Chordata, Aves, Leptosomiformes, Leptosomidae.